AUGCGGGGGUACCUUGAUGACUUUCUUUCCGUAGAAAAAAAUUGUUCACCAGGAUUCCAGCUCCUUGGUCAAAUCUUGGAGGCUCAAUGUGAUGUUCCUGGUGCAGUUGAGGCCUAUCGGCGAGCCUACGAACUGGAUCAUUCAAAUACACAACUCAUUUUGAAAGUCCGUGAUCUAGUUUUAAAACAUAACCUCCCACUGGAUGCUUGCAAAAAGUUUCCCAAUAUAGCGAAGAUUCUGUCGCCUUCCUUACCGCUUUCUAAAAGUAUUUAUCAGCACAUUGAAGCUACUAAGGAUCUGUCGAUAUCUCUGGAACAGCGUAUCUCACUCCUAAGAAAUUUCUCUUCUCGACAAGAGUACGAUGAGGCUUUUGAUUUAUGCGUGAAGACUAUUAACGAGGCUGUAUGUAUUGACAGAGCUGCAUGGUACAAUGCUGUACUGGACUUCAUUUCGAAAAAGGUAGAUUUGACUGUCCACUUUCUCAUUGAGUCUUGCCUUCACCGGGCAUCUGCCCUUGAGCUGACCGCCCCCUCCGGCGACCCUAUCCUCUCAACAGCAGUGUGGGAGCAUCUGUACAGUGAUGGGUUAUCACUAAGGUUGCAGUCAGUAAUACUGGCUAAGGAACCUAGCCACAGCCAGUCCUCUUGGAGCGUGGCAUUGCUUGAGGCCCUGAAUCAGGAUAGCCUACCCACGAGUGAAAAACUCAAAUUUGAAUUUCUUUUUGGGCUAGAUGAAUGUGUUGAGAACGAAGUCACUCAUGUGCACACUGCGGAGGAGCUGUACUCAAAAUUGCUCGAGUAUAGACCAGGUGAUCUAAGCACUAUCCUCUGGUACAUUCUGCGUCCCGUAGAGGGAGAAGUCACCUCAGACACUGAUCUGGCUCUUCCGGCAGCUCGUCUUAAAAUUAUCGUUGAUUCGGUUAAGCGGGUCUUUCCUAAAACGCCCCUGUCUUUGGAUAGACGUGACGUCUGCCAACUUGACGCAGUGGUAUUUUUAGUGUCCUUGUCUGUUUCUUAUUUGAUUCGGUAUGCAUCUUCGGACCCUUCAAUGCGUCAAGCCCAAGUGACAUCUUUGUCAUGGCCAUCCCAACCACUCUGCCUCCUAAACAGUCGUCUCUUACCAAGUGGUGUGCAGCGUCGUUGUUGGAAUGAUUUAUGUGCCCGUGCAAAAAACAAAUCGGCCGAUGAGUCCUCUUUGACGAACUUUAUCGAUCAGUUGCGUUUUGCAAAGUCGACACAAUCUGUGUCAGCUCGUCUAAUCCUUCGUGUGGCUCAGGCCACCACCCAUCUAACCUUAGAAACCUCAGCGACUGAUUGUGUUCUGGCAAGGGCGGCUUGGGCAUGGGAGGCUGGUCUUAAGGCGCUGGUGGAGAAUUCGGAAUUAACUAAUCUCAUCUACCCUUCCCUGAGUGUACGAGAAAGGUACUCUGACGAGGGUAUUCUUUUUCCGCCUGAGCUUAAUUCCGAUUGGUGGUACGGUACUAAUGUGGAAAAUCUCGUUACUGUGGCCUCGAAAGAUCAAGCAUGGUUCUUUCUCGGUUGGCGUUGGCUUGCUUCAUACUGGCUGAAGCAUCCACUACCCAAGCCGGAGGUAUUGAUGAGACAUCUGCAAUAUCUGAGGGAUGGAGCUCUUCCUAUAGAUGCGGAAUGCGCACUUUUAGCCGCAGAAUUGGUCGAAAAUGCGGUUGCUCUGAGCAAAACUUCACAUCUCAUAAGACCUCUCGGUAAUCUUGCUUUGAAUCUUCUGAGCGCCGCGCUUACGUCUGUUCAAAGGAUCCCACUUAUUGAUGAAUCCAUGACCAGGCCAGCAAGGAAUCUUUCUGAUGCUAUCGAGUCAUUGCAGAAGGCUUUGGAGUCGCUUAAUGAUUCUGGUGAGCAGUUCUUCUCGUCCGCUCGCUGUGCUUCCGGCUUCGAUUCUCUUCAUUACAUCUUUUCUACCCAAGUUUUAGUCUAUUGUGUUCCAGAUUCUCCAGAGCUUGCCCGCUCCGGUGACGUUAAGCCAACUGAUCCAGCAGAAACGAAAAUCAUGCCUUUUGGAUACGGCGCCUACGCUAAUAGAGGCCGUAACUCGGUGCUUGGUUCUUUUCGGUCCCCUGGGCUUACCAGUUCUCCUGCUGCCGUGAACACUACUACUACUGCUCCUGACCCUUCGGCUUCCGAUUUACAGACGAAACUUCUGUCUCAAGUCGUGGAACAGUGGAUGCCGUCAUUCAUGGAGUUUUCGCGCAUUAUGUCAGAGACAUCUGCAGAAUUGGUGAAGAGUCGGUUGCAGAACGAGGAGUUAUCACGUCUAUUAAAGGAAACUCGAAAUAAGCUGGAUGAAGUUAUUGGGGAACAGCAAAAGCGACAGCAGUGCACUCCAGUUCCAGUCCUACAGUCUGCUCCACCGACCCAGCUUGCACCCCCUUUGGAGGAUUGGCGGGCAUUGCAAGAGUCUCUACGCGAAGUAACUUCCAUUCUGAGGGACUUUCGUCAAUGGCUGCCCACAGCAGUCCCUCCCUUUGCUCCACCCCCUCCUUUCCCUCACCCACCCCAUAUACCACCAGCGCAACCAUCCGCCAUGCUUCGGCCCGGUGACAUUUUCUCGUUGGACCAACAGCAAAAGGCUCAUUUGGCGCUUUCUCAACUUGCAGCCCUUCAGCAACAACAGCAGCCAAUGCCACGGACAACGGGAGGGUCGUGCUUUUUGCUUCCUCCUUCUUAUCCUCCACCAACAAUACCGCCUCAAGUGGCCUCUGUGGACUUUCGCGUUCCCUCUGUGGCGACUUGUCUUUUUCCUGCUGGCAAUAACACGCCUGGUGCCUUGACUGCGACUCUAACCUCUUCUGUUGACCUACCAAAAGCCGCUUCGACAAUAACUAUGGCAACUGCACCAAUACAACCCACCAAACCACUCCUGACUUCUUCCACCACUUCUGGUGUUGUUUCAGCUACGGAACUAUCAAAAACCACACCAUUAUCUUCUGAUCCAAAACAGGUAAUCGCAUUCUAUUCCUUGCCAAAGGUUACCUUUGAAUUUUGCUGA
Messenger RNA from Hydatigera taeniaeformis, 3024 nucleotides. NCBI's taxonomy places the organism in Eukaryota, Metazoa, Platyhelminthes, Cestoda, Cyclophyllidea, Taeniidae. The record is from the annotation of a GenBank genome assembly.